Messenger RNA from Helobdella robusta, 1449 nucleotides. RefSeq lists its product as hypothetical. The record is from RefSeq and is a predicted model, not a curated record. NCBI's taxonomy places the organism in Eukaryota, Metazoa, Annelida, Clitellata, Rhynchobdellida, Glossiphoniidae. Bases 1 to 1449 code for a protein of 482 amino acids. The transcript is spliced from 12 exons.
AUGCGAAACACACGGUGGUGUCACGUCAUCCUCGGACACAAAAAUGACAAAUUUGAAGAUGGCAGUUCCCAGGAUGACAACCUCAAAGAAGCUUCACCGCCGAAGAGAAGCAGAUGUUCAAAUGAUAACGGUGGCUGUGGUGAGAAAAUCUGCGUUGAAGUCGAUGGAGGUACCGUUCUGUGCGUCACUAAUGAUUGUUCAGUGAACAACGGCAACUGUGAGGAUAAUUUGUGUGUGGACACCUGGAUGCUUUCCAACAUCAGCAUCGAAUGCGUUACCAAGGAUGGCGAAAUAGCUAUAGAUAUCGAUCGAAAGCUGGAGAACCUGCAGGGUUGUUUUCGUGAGGUAAAUAAGCAGAGCAGCACCAAUGUGAAGUCCAUUGGUGGUUGCCAGGCGUACUGCGGCACCAAGUAUUACACCAUUAAGUUUCCACACAGCACUGAAUCGAAUGAGAAAGAUGAAGAGUCUGACAAGCUUUCGGAUGACCCGGAUGGCGUGUGUGUCUGCGCCGACGAGAUCAACCGUAGAGUAGAAUUGAAAAAGUGCAGUGUAUCAUGUAGUGAUGGAACGCUCUGUGGUGGUCCCGAUCACUUCUCUGUCUAUGCCAAGCCUUCCAAAGGUUUUUCGCUGAUUGGUUGCUUCAAGUUCGUGAGCGAGGAAACGUUAGUGAGGCGAGAUGCCCCCUCGGAUAACGUGGAGUUCUUCAGCAGCAAAUGUCACGAGCAGUGUCUCGACGGCAACUACUUCUUCCUGAUCACUUCCUGGACAGAUGAGGAUCCAGAAUGUUUUUGUGCCAGCAGCCUCAAGGUCAAUGGACAGUUGGAACCGGGUCAAUGUGAGAUGAAGAAGAGAGAAGUGUAUCUCGUAAGAGAGGACCAACAGAUAUUACAAAUUAACAGUAACGGUAAAGAUAUACUUCAUGCGUUGUUUUUUGAUUCAGUGAACAUGAGACUUGAUUACACGGACAACUUCAAGACCGCCCACUACUGCUUGAACGAUAAAAAUGAGCGCUUCAGUAAGGAAUGCAAACAGUGGAAGUGUACGCCCGGAUGGACGGGGAAUCUCUGCGACAUCCGAGACUGCAACGUGCAGAACGGAAUGUGCCAUAAAGACACAAAAUGUCUAACUGAUACCAUUGGAGAGAGAUCCGUAUCUUAUUGCGGCUGUGAUAGUGAUUUGGAGCUGACGAACAAAACUCUUUGCCUCGAGAGUCGACUGGUGGCCGAGGUUGCUGGUGUGGGUAGCACGGUGAUGAUCAUCGUCAUUGUGGGCUCUGCAGUGGGGGGCAUUCUUUUGGGCUCUGGAACAGCAUUCACCAUUUGGAAGGUUAGGAAGUCUGUGAUGGAGAAAGAGGAGGAGGAGGAGGAGGGGGAGGAGGAGGGAGGAGAAGAAGCGCUCCUCAAUGAAUCUUGCAAGCAGAUGGGUCUGGCUAAGCUCUCUGCAUCAUAG